AUGAGCUCCUCCAUAUCGCUCGACUUCGACGACAAGCAGGAGUUCGCCGAGUUCGUGGCCGCUAAAGCUCGCGCUAACUGCGUUCACUUGGUCUUGUGCCAUGGAGACGGCAAGGAGUACCGCGAGUAUCUGCUCAAGUGUGUGGGUCGAUGGCCUUCAGGUCAGUUGGGCAAGAUCGACAAAAGUCACGCGGUGGACGUGAGCGACGCCCUCCAGCACACGCAAGACGACGUGAACGAGCGCAUCGGCAGUCUUCGCUUACAGCUCGCGUCGAUCGCCGACGCGCUGUUCUCCGUCAAUGCCCAGUCCAAACCAGGCAGGCGCUUUGCAGCCGUGCAGACGCUGCGAGCGUACGUCGAGGAGCUGCAGCAGGACGAGCAACUCUGGAACAAACUCGAGUCGCCGACCAGGUUCGCGUUGUCGUUCCCGCUCCGCAAGAAGCGGGAGAUGCAGCAGCUUCUUCAUUUACUCGGCCAAGACGUCCGAACGGUUUGGGGUGAUGCAGUGGAGCGCGUGUUCCAGGUGAUGCAAGUCGUCCACCAAGACGCAAAGCUUCGAGACUAUGGUCUGGUUGCAGCCAAUGACUCGCGUGACAAGGCCCGCGAUCGAGCGCUGUCGAAGGCCUUUCGCUCGCUGCUUGAGCACUGGAGCUGCCGCCGGUCGCCUCGCCAACUCACGCUCACUCCGAGCCAGGAUGGAGGUCGGAUCCGCUGCCGAGUUGAAGAGACCGCGUCGAUGCAGUGGCAGAACUCGCAGCGCUGGCCACGCGAGCGACCCGCGCUCGGUGGUGGCUACGCAGCUUCGACGCGAGAGGACUGGUUCUCGUCGCCUCCGAGCUCGCCCGAGAAUUAA
Molecule: messenger RNA, 852 nt
Organism: Phytophthora sojae
Lineage: Eukaryota; Oomycota; Peronosporomycetes; Peronosporales; Peronosporaceae
Exons: 1
Coding region: 1-852 (283 amino acids)
Source: RefSeq, a predicted model, not a curated record